AUGUAUUGGUUGUCGAUGUUCUGUCCAGCACUGGAGCAGGGCGAGUACACAGGCGACGGCAUCGAUGCUCUUCUCGUUGCCAUGCAGGCUGAUCACUGUAAAGAUAAAACAGAGGGCUCUUGUGCUGCGGCUGCACGGGCGCUAAAAGAAAUGGCUCCUAUUUUCGACAAAAGACGGUCUCAGGUUGUUGCGAUUUGGUUUUCGGAGUACAUUUCGACCGCGAAGAAAUUCGAGGAACUUAACCAGCGCCAGAUGAAGUACGACUACUACCGUCUCAAGUACUGGCGCUAUUUCAUCGUGUUGCUUCAAGAAAAUGCAGAGUAUGGAAGGUUGAAAGAGGUGGAGAUGUGGGUGCUCGCUUGCGAAGAAGAUCAUGAUGUGAUUGAUAUCAUGCUCAGUAUUGUGCUGAAAGCGCGGGGUCUGGUGCUUCGAAUGAGGCUACUAGAGGUGCUGAACCGCGCCGAGGGCGUUGGUAUUGACUCCGCAGUCGAUGCAAUCGGACAAAUCCAAUCACCUGGUGGGGACCGUUUUGCCAGGGACUUUCUCAAGGAGCUGGCUAAGGCUUACACUUACUACUUGGACUUGUUGAAUGCUCAGCUGCGACUGGCACGUGUCAUGGACGACUGCGAGUUGUGGCUCGAGAAGGCUCAGCUUUCAAUGGUCGCGCUGUUUUUGGUGUGUGUGAUGAAGUAUCCGUCCGAGAUGGUGUUAUUGCAAGAAGACGCCGUGAUCAUGGACCACGAAUUUCACGCCAAUGUCAUCGUGAUCAAGCAAGCUCUCGUUCGGCACGAAUUGCCUUCUCGGAUGUUUGACGCUCAAGGUCAAGAAGCGUGGAAGAUGUACUGGACUGCUGUCAAUUCAUUCUGUGAGAACAAGUGGCCCGAGCGUGUUAGCAAGGGCAAGUCACUAAAAAAGCUGUUGAGGCCAAGGACUGCUGGGGCUGUUGCAUCGGUUAUUGCCAGCAGCAGCGCUGGUGCAUGUCAGUUAAGCUCGACUGGGUCAAGUUCGUAA
Peronospora matthiolae is the source of this 1011-nucleotide messenger RNA. The record is from the annotation of a GenBank genome assembly. NCBI's taxonomy places the organism in Eukaryota, Oomycota, Peronosporomycetes, Peronosporales, Peronosporaceae.